This is a messenger RNA of Cotesia congregata, 1341 nucleotides long. The record is from the annotation of a GenBank genome assembly. NCBI's taxonomy places the organism in Eukaryota, Metazoa, Arthropoda, Insecta, Hymenoptera, Braconidae.
AUGUCUGAGUUACGACAGAGAACGGUUGGAGAAUCAUCAGCGGGCGUUGUACGAGAUCCCAGUGAAGAUCAGAGAGAAGAUAUUGAGUCGGAAGAUGACGCAAAACUGGAAGUUGAUGAAUUGGCGAAAACCCUACCACAGGGUACUGAUCAUACCCCAGGUAUCCUCGAAUCUGUUGUUUCUGGCUUACCCGAGCGCUGGAAAAAUUGGGUAAUCAGGGGUAUUUUCACAUGGGUAAUGAUUGCUGGUUUCUGUCUUAUUAUUUAUGGUGGACCAUUAGCUCUGAUGGUCACAACUUUAAUUGUCCAAGUAAAAUGUUUUGCUGAAAUAAUAAAUAUUGGUUACGCUGUAUACAGAAUUCAUGGUUUACCUUGGUUUAGAUCAUUAUCAUGGUAUUUUUUGAUUACAUCAAAUUACUUUUUUUACGGUGAAAAUUUAAUGGAUUACUUUGCAGUUGUGAUAAAUAGAACAGAUUAUUUAAGAGUUUUAGUAACUUAUCAUCGUUUUAUAUCAUUUUGUUUAUACAUCGUUGGUUUUGUUUGGUUCGUUUUAUCACUUGUCAAAAAAUAUUACAUGAAACAAUUUUCAUUAUUUGCUUGGACACACGUUGCUCUUCUUAUCGUUGUCACGCAAAGUUAUUUAAUUAUUCAAAAUAUAUUUGAAGGCUUAAUUUGGUUUAUCGUUCCAGUAAGUAUGAUUGUAAUAAAUGAUGUGAUGGCAUAUGUAUUUGGAUUCUUUUUUGGUCGUACUCCCCUAAUAAAAUUAUCACCUAAAAAAACAUGGGAGGGUUUCAUAGGCGGUGGUAUUUCAACAGUAAUACUGGGAUUAAUGAUGUCAUACGUAAUGUGCCAAUAUCGAUACUUUGUGUGUCCUAUUGAAUAUAGUGAAUCUUUAGGACGAAUGACAAUGGACUGUGAAGUUUCAUCUCUCUUUAGACCACAAGAAUACGUACUUCCGGAGAGCUUACAAGCUUUUACUAGAAUAGUUAAUCUCAAGCCUAGUGUAACUCUGUACCCCUUUAUGCUACAUUCUCUCUCAAUGUCAGUAUUUAGUUCAGUUAUAGGACCAUUUGGUGGUUUCUUUGCUAGUGGAUUUAAACGUGCAUUCAAAAUUAAGGACUUUGGUGAUGUGAUUCCCGGUCAUGGUGGUAUAAUGGAUCGUUUUGACUGUCAGUACCUGAUGGCAACUUUUGUCAAUGUCUAUAUUUCUUCAUUCAUUCACACUGCAUCGCCACAAAAACUAUUGCAACUUGUUUACAAUUUGAAACCAGAACAACAGUUGCAAUUAUUUACGGCGUUACGAGAUUCUCUAGAGCAUAGAGGACUUCUUAAUGCUUCUUAA